AUGUCUUCUUCUUCUUCUUCACUUAUACUCUUCUUCUUCUUCUUCUUGUUUGCUUCUACAUUCCUCUUCACUUCAUCAAACUCAUUCAACAUCACAGAAAUCUUAGAACAGAACAAAGAUUUCUCCACUUUCAACAAACUUCUCUCCCAAACCCAACUCGCCUCUACCAUCAACAGCCGUCAAACCGUGACCGUCCUCGCGCUUUCCAACGACGUAAUGUCCUCCUCCUCCCCCGACAGAUCAACCGACGAGAUCAAGAACAUCCUUAGCCUCCACAUCGUUGUAGAUUACUACGACAUCAAGAAACUCAAGGAUCUGAAAGACAAAACAGUAAUACUCACCACUCUCCUCCAAUCAAGCGGUCAAGCUAAAGGCAGACAAGGGUUCGUAAACGCAACCGUUAUGAAAAACGGUGACGUUGAGUUUGGAUCUGCGGUUCCUGGGUCUAUCCUCAGCGCUAAGCUUAUUGACUCCGUUGCGUCACAACCACCUAGCAUCUCGGUGCUUCAUAUCAGUAGUGAAUUACCUAUAAUGAUCGACUUACCUAAUGAUUCUCCUUAUAAAUCAUCUUCACCACUUCCUGCACAACCUCCUGGUGAUGAUGAUUAUACUUAUGACGAGCCACCAUCCCCACCAUCCUCUGCUCCGGCUGCUUCUGCUACUGCAUCUCAUGGAAAAUCCAACUCAACAAACGGAGUCGCAGCGAUCAGUUCUCAGUUUGACGUGGCGUUUGCGGUCGUGAUGUCAUCCUUUUGCUUGUUCAUGAAGGUCUGGUGA
Microthlaspi erraticum is the source of this 777-nucleotide messenger RNA. NCBI's taxonomy places the organism in Eukaryota, Viridiplantae, Streptophyta, Magnoliopsida, Brassicales, Brassicaceae. The record is from the annotation of a GenBank genome assembly.